UAUUUUUCUGAUUCAUCGUGAUUUGUGUAUGUAGAAGCUUAGAUUAAAAUUAGGAAUAUUGUAAUUUGGUGUUAAAAUCUGAGUGAAAUUUGAAAUGUAGUGCCUUAUUGGAAAAAUAUUGUGUAUGGUGUCCGGCGGUGUGAUUCUAUAAUUUACUACGCGAAGAUGAUCUCAUUGACGCGCUGACAUUAGUUUCGUUACGUUCUUUUCGGCGAGAGUUCUUGAUCGUUUUAUUGUUGUUGACCAAGUCCAAUGACCUUGUAACGUUAAAUAAAUUAAUAGAAACUUAUUUGACAAAAUGAAGAAGCAGUUCUAUAGGGUGAAACAACUUGCCGACCAAACCUUCUCAAGGUCUGGCAAGGGUGAAGCUCUGACUGAUGAGCUACAAACUGCAGACAAGAAAGUGGAGCACCUCCGCAAUGCAUUGCAUCUUAUCAGCAAAAGACUAGCCACUGCAGCUGGUAACACGCAAGGCCAGGACCCCGCAGCAAGGGAGAAGAGAUUACGAAAAUUGCCAGAGUAUCUCCUGGGGCUAUCUAUGUGUGAAGCCAGUAAUUUUGAUGAUGAUGAUAGCAUUUUAAAAUACAUUUUACAUGAAUGUGGUAAAACUGAGAAGUUCCUGGCAAAUGAGAUAGCUGAACAUGAACUGAAAGUUGAACAGCUUGUUUGUUCCCCACUAGCAGCAAUAAGUGAUCAUGACCUUCCAGCUAUAAUGAAAGCAAAGAAGCACCUUAGUAGACUAAUAAAUGAAAAAGAAUCUGCACUUAGUCGAUACAAUAAUUUAGAGCGUCAGAAAGAUGAAUACCCAGCCAAGUACAGUGCGGCUAAGGAAGAGUUGGAAGAGGCUGGUAACAAGGUGGAGUCAGCGCGGGACGCUCUCGCUGCGGACAUGUACGCACUCGUGGCCAAGGAAGCUCAACUCGCGCAUACCUUACUGCAAUACGUCAAGUUGCAGCGCGCGUACCAUGAGUCAGCGCUCCACUCCCUGCAGGAUACAGUUCCAGAGCUGGAGAGGUUUAUAAAUGACAGUUCGGUGAAGCCCGUGUUCGGGUACCCUCUGGAGGAGCACCUCAGGGUGACUGCUCGCACCAUAGCCUUUCCCAUCGAGCUGUGCGUGUGCACUCUGCAUGAGCUGGCACUCAAUGAGGAGGGACUCUUCAGAAUCGCUGGCGGUACAUCAAAGGUGCGACGGAUGAAACUAUCCUUAGACGCGGGCCUAUUUAGUGUUCCUCUCCCCCCGGACUACCGGGAUAUGCAUGUAGUGGCUUCGGUGCUAAAAUCAUACUUAAGAGAACUGCCCGAACCUCUACUAACAUUUCGCCUCUACGAGAACUUCAUCCUAGCUUCCAAACAGCCCUCGGAACAAGCUCGACUCAACGCUCUCUGGGAAGCGAUUCAUCUUCUGCCGGACGCAAACUUCCAAAACCUUAGAUAUCUUAUAAAAUUUUUGUCUGCCUUGACUCAAAAUCAAAGCACAAACAAAAUGACGCCUUCGAACCUGGCAAUUGUGAUCGCGCCCAACCUGCUGUGGGCCGCUGACGAGAGCACCUUCGACAUGAACAUCACGACAGCGGUCAACUGUGGGGUCGAACUACUCAUCAAACACGCGGACUGGUUCUUUAAAGACGACCAAAAGUUUUUCAUCUCGUUCACUAAAGAAGACCUGCUCCCGGACCAGGGCGAUUACGGCUUCAUUCCGACCUUCGUUCAAGGUUACAACCAAACUGCCGCUCUCACCCAGGAGCAGGCGAACGGCGAUUACAGUAGCAUGAGUAAAUCAAUGUACAAUUACAACCACCAGGCCGCACAGAAGAACCCGUCCGACCUGCUCGGCAGGCACUCGAGAAGCAACAGUCACGACACUAGCCUUAUAUUAAUAGAUAACGAUAUUAAAAAAGCUCAAUCCAAUAGCUCCCUAUCAGACCAAUCUAGUCCACCUCACGGUAGCCCUAAACCUAUUAUGCGUCGAAAAAAUAAACCCCUGGCGCCGGUUCCGCCAAACUUUACGCCCGAUAAGAACAAAAAAGUAGAAGCUCAAACGCAGGCGACGGAAGCGCCCAAGGAGCCACAGAAUUCAAUAGCCAAGGAGGCGGAAAAACCAGCGAAACCUCCACGGCCAGUCAUCUCUGACACGGGGAAAAUUAUAUCCGGCGUGCAAACGAUCAACCGAUCGACAUACCGGCAAAGCAAAGCUAUAAAAGAGGAAGCUGCAAGGAGUGGAAGCCGCGAGAACCUUGCGGACAUACGCCGACAGAGCCUGGAGUUCGAAAAGGAUAAAUUCGAGAGUUUAAAGGCGAUGGAAAGAAACGACAAGGAAUCCACGCUUGUAUGCAAAAACGUGACCGCGCAAUCCGGAGUCGUCACCAGGAUGAAGAUAGUAGGCGAGCCGAACAGCGGGCCGGCUUCGCUGGGCGCGGAGAAAUCUCUGGAUAGAUGUUUAAGAAUCCAGGUGCCUAAGCCGUCCAGUCAACCGCCGCCACGUCCCGCACCGCGGACUAUAGUACCCGCACCCGUCGAAGCCGAUAACGAGGUGCAACUGAGGAACAAGCCCGCAGUUCCGGAACGCCCAGCCACGCUCCGGCCACAGAGCUUUCGAGGCCAACGGAGCUCCCUCACCGAUAACUCUGAGAUUACACCUACCGUCCUAGAGCGCACUCACAUUUACACAGUAGACAAACAGCACCCGACUGUAAUACAAGUGGGCGGCGCCGUCGAUGAUGAGGGGUCUCGGAACACGGUGCAGCGAACGCACAGUUCCGGUGGGAAAGAUGCGGAGUUGGAAGAGCCGAAGAGCUUGACCAAUGCGAGCAGACAACUGUCACAAUCGGAGGGCAACAUCACGGAGGGCGGGCCGAAGUCCCCGCGACCCCAGCCGGCACGCCCCCCUCGACCUCUCGUGCCCGCACCGCCGCCCCCCGUGGCCCCCGCUCACGAGAGCACUGACCUCUAGUCCAAACCGCCUUAUAGUAUUACAGGAGUCCGGGAGUAAAGAUUCCCGCAUCCAUCGCUUACCGUGGUAGCGUUUUCAAAAUAUCAGAUACGUGUCGUAAAAACGCCUAGUAAAUUCAAAUAACAGUCAGAGCUUCGAGCAGAAAUAUAUCUGAAAAGCGUCAGUACACAACUUGUUUUGAUACAAGGAAAUUUCCCUACUUUAAAUUUCGUUUUUAAAACUUCAGGAACUCUAAAUAGAGAUAAUGGACACAUAGGAAUAUAUUUGACAUGUGUAAUUCACGUGUUAACGAUACCAACUAUAAGGUACCCUUAGUACGAGGAUGCACACUUAAAAACCGUCGAUGGUUUUCGAGAACACUAACGGCAUUUAAAAUCAACUUAAUGGUUUUUGAUUUAAAACUCAUGUUUGUCCAUACAUCUAUAUUCCGCCUUUAGUGGAAAAUAAAUCAGUAGUACGGAAUGUACACCUUUAAAACGAGGGACAUAAGGGGAAUUUUAAUUUGACGUUAAAGUGUCCGAUAUUUGAAAACGCUCCCGAGGCGUUGUAUAUGAUGGCGUGGUAAAACAGAGUAUUAGAACCAUAUUCCUCUUCCGAUACAAUCGCUCGGACUGUGUAGGGAUGUAUCAAGACUGAUGCCCUCUAUUUAAUGUACGCUAGAUAUUCUAAAUAGAUCGCUUCCGAAGUGUUACAUAAUACUAGUACAUUACUAUUGUACAAUUAUAUUAUUUUUCUUUGCAGAUGACCUAUUUAUUUUUGUAAAAUGAUAAUUUUUAUUAUUAUAAUGAUACGGUAAUUUUACGAAUCGGUGAAUCAAAACAAAACAAUGCGUCAACGUUGAUAUUCGUCGAGAGUGCUAUCUUUUUUCUAACCAUUAUUCCAUAAGGACAUAUCAUAUUGAGUCAAUUUAGCUUUUUAUGCGAUCGAGUGUAUUACGUGCUUUAUAAAGUUUUGUACAAUUUAGAUGUAAUAUGUUGCAGUAAAUCCUUGUGAUAUUAGGAGAUUCGACGGCGCCUCGGCGCGCGGCGGCCGGGGCAGUGCACAAACGUAUAAUUAGUAGCCAUAUUUUUUAAUAUUUACGACUUGACAGUGCAUUAGUUUGUAUCGGCCACGCUGUUUCAGUGAAUAUUAACUAGGCUAAUGUAUGUUAUGUAGUAUUUACGAUGUUUUAUGUGAUAUGCAUUUUAUUAAUUAUUAUACUGCAAGUAUACAAGCUUCUGUUGUAAGUAAUAAUAAAAUUAAACCCAAAAAAUUA
Pararge aegeria (speckled wood butterfly) is the source of this 4205-nucleotide messenger RNA. Its product is annotated as rho GTPase-activating protein 44-like. Lineage: Eukaryota; Metazoa; Arthropoda; Insecta; Lepidoptera; Nymphalidae. The transcript has 6 exons. The coding region runs from base 299 to 2950 and encodes 883 amino acids. Gene Ontology annotation, cellular component: intracellular anatomical structure; cytoplasm. Gene Ontology annotation, biological process: regulation of actin cytoskeleton organization; signal transduction; regulation of Rac protein signal transduction. Gene Ontology annotation, molecular function: protein binding; GTPase activator activity. The record is from RefSeq and is a predicted model, not a curated record.